AUGUGGUUGUCCGAAAAGGGUCCUCCGAGGAGUUCGGUCGACUGGCAUACGGAGCACGUGACCAAGCCAGCACAACCUACGGAGUGUGAUCGAUUCAUCUAUCACCCAGGAAGAGCUAUGUCGUCUGUGUACUCGAUAUCUGUGAGUGAAUGCUCCGGGAGCAUUUUGACCCCACAGGCAUUGGAGACUGAUAGUGAAUCCUCCAUAACUAUAUCAUUGAUGAAGUUAAAUAGGAAAGGUAGAAGAGGACAGCCUUGCCUGACACCGCUUGCUGUGGUGAACUCAGAAGAGAGCUUCCUGCAGACCUUCCCACGGUCGCGGUAUUCUUCGCCUUUGAAGAGGACUGGAUACAGACCGUUGGGUCCUGGUGACUUCUUGCGUUCCAGUACGGAUAUUUCUGGCUUUAUUUCUCCCAACGGCCGACUAAAUUUUGCAUUCCAUUCGCCCAUAUACACUAGCUCCAGAGGCUGUGUUGCAGGAGGCCAGUUAAAGUUUUCUUCGGAGUGGCCAGUGGAUGUAUUUGGUGUUCGUGGGACUAGAGUGCGCCGUUGUGGUCGUCGGCUGCUGCCAUGCUCGCAUUGUGGCACCGGAAUCAAGUUGUGUGCCCCGGAAGGGACAACAGUCUUGAAUCGUGGCUCUCCACUAGUGGCUGAUGGCCACGUGACCCAACUGGAUCCACGACUAAUUUGCACCUGGUGGCCUCCAGGUUGCGCGCUGCGAACGUUUAUUCUGAAAGUUCUGGGACUUUAUUUGGGGACUUUGCCCGGAGCCGAUGAUCUGAUCUGCUCGGCUGCAGAUGGUUGGCCUAACCCGAGGACGCAGGGAGUAAGGUAUUACUGUUUCACUCCUGAUGCGGCUGCGCGGAACAGGUGCCUUUUGAGCAGCACCGAACCCUUUGAUUUUAAAAGUAUUUCGACUGUAUUGAAUAAUGCGCAGGCAGUUAGGAACCAGCUCCUCGAAUGCCUGCCGGACGGUACGGUGUUGGAUAUAAACGACCACUGGGAAAAAAUAUCCAAAGCGCCUUUCAAAACUGGAAUGUCUGUUUGCGGUACAACCCAACCAAGCCCAUACAAGCAUUGGAUCUCUGAUAGGACCGUGUCUUUGCUGGAGACCCGGCGACAUAUUCCACCUGGCCGCCACCACAACUCCACCCGGCGCAUCGUCCGACACCAGGUGAAACUGAGUGUCCGCGCAGACCGAGCAGCUUGGUGGACCCGCAGGGCCCAAGAAAUGGAAGAUGCAAAGAAUGCUGGAAACGUGCGCAAGCUGUUCCAUUCGAUUCGCUCGAUUGGUCCUCGGGAACCUCUUGUCAGUGAAAUAAUCAGGGACAAAAAUGGCUCCCUGAUAUGCAACAAAGCAGAACGUUUGGACCGUUGGACACAGUACUUCGAGCAGCAAUUCAGCUGGCCACCAGCUACACCCAAUCCAGAAUCUUCGUCUUCUGCACGAAGAUGGACCCCGACUUCAGUCUCAGAAGUGUCCGAAUGUAUUUCCCCACUCAAGCGUCAUCGUGUUGCUGACGAAUUUCCAUCUGCCCUUUUUAAGGAUGGCGGUGUGCUCCUCAGCCAGUGCCUGUCUAGCUUAUUUGGGAGAAUGAGACCGUCCCAGGGUACUCGUAGUGAAUGUAUUAACCACAGAGGUAUUAAUUUGACUCCUGUUGUGACAAGGCUUCUGGCGUCACUGAUUCUUCGUCGUCUUACGGCGGCACGCGAAGCCUUGACUCAUGAGAAUCAUGCGGGAUUUCGACCGGGUAGAGGCUGCGUUGACCACAUUUUCACACUCCGUCGGGUGUUAAAGCAACGCCACAUGUACAGACGACCCACAACCUUGGUAUUCCUUGACUUCAAGAGUGCGUUCGAUUCUGUCGAUCGGUCAGUGCCGUCAACUACGACUGCCAGACAGAAGACGAAGCAAAAACACUGUGAAAUAGACUGUCCACCAUUAUACCAUCUUUUGGCAUGCACCUCAUACCUGCAAAGUGCAAAAUUAUGCUUCAGAAUGUGCAGUCUUCGAACAUAUCCCUUAAAAUUUAAAGAUAAUCACUCGAGAUUGUGGAAAAUUAUGCAUACCUCGUUAGGGUCAAUCGUUUGGCGAUUGGGGCGUGCGGUUUUUAAGUCUGCGAGGGAAGUCAGCAUCACUGCUUUCAUGAAUAUGGACAUAUUGUUCGCCUUGGGGAAAUACCUUACUACCUUCACACUCAUCGUAGAGGACAGUAUGAAUUUAUCCCCAGACCGCCUCGUAAUACGGUUACUCGUAGAACGGGGUCUCACUGCUCUUGGUCUGACUGCUCUCUUUUGGCGUUCCUUGCAUGUUUGUACCUCGUGGAACGAAGUUCCAGCCAGUGUAGCCUAUGGAAUCAUUGCAUCACUAAAACCCGACCACCACGUCGAGAAUAUUCUUAUGGAGCUUGAAUUAGACAAUAUCCUUGUCGGCACUUGCAUCACCUUGGUCGUGUGUAUGAUAUCUGGCAUCUUGUUCUAUAUGUUCAAGCAUGCCGCCAUCAUCUCAUCAUCGCCACCACCUGCCGUGAUUCAGGAGACGAGUCCGGCUAGGAAGAAGACGAAAAAUAAGGCUAAAAAGUACAAACGAAAGUUGGGAUCUCCAGAUGCUCUUGGUUUUCCGCUGGAACAGGAUGCGGACAGAACACAAACUUCGGACGAAACUGUGGAUGAGGAUGAACAACCCUCACUUUCAAACUCUAAUCACCAUCUUUCGAAGAUGGAACUUAGUAGCCGAUCCUCAAGUGAUGAAAAUACUGAUCUUGAACAAACUACCGAGACGGCACCUGCACAUCCUCAUGCGCGUGUUACCCCUAACAUCGCAGAUGGUGAUCUUUGUUCAAUACGCUCGUUCGAGGUGAAAGAAUCUUCAUUGCCAGAGUCAGAGGCAUGUUCAGUUGCACCACAUAUGCCUGAAAUGCAAAGUCUUGCGCCCACGGAACAGACUGAACUUGUGAAAGUCUCCGAGUUGGCUGUUAAUAGUUCCCUUGCUCACAACUCACCUCAACCGUCGGUUACAAAAUCCUCCAAACGGUCAAAGCGUCGGGGAGCCAAACGAAUGGUCGGUUUGGUAAACGCUGCUGAUACUAGUGGUAAUUCAUCAACACCUCUCUUACUUCCGGAUGUGGAACAUAUUGUUGAUCCUGUUGAGGAAAUAUCAAGCCCCUCCAGUGUGUCUGUCAAAGUGGCCGAACGAUCCCCGUCGCGCAAGCGUAAAGUCUUAGAGAAAGAAUCGAACGAAGAGCUGAAUAAAUUGAUGGGGCAACUACGAACCACUGAACGUAAGCUCACAGAAAUCUCCAGUAAAGCAGCUCUACUGUCUGACCAAAAUGAGCAGUUGCGGCAGAAGGAGGAAGAGAACCGGCUUGGACUGCAUGUGCUACAGCAGCAAUAUACUGAGCUACUUCGGGCCAACAAGGUGGUUGAGCAUGAGAAGAAUAUGAAGGAGAACACAGUCAAGCAUUUGGAAUCUGAAAAGAAAACUCUUCUUGUGCGUUUGGAGAUGGCUACCGCAGAGGUGAAUCGACUGAAAGCCGAAAGCGAAGCCGAGGCAAAUAAACUGCGUGAGCAGCUGAACGAAACGCAGUCGAAGCUAGCGGCCGUCGCGUCAGCCAAACCUGCUGUCCCCAAUCCGGAACUGGUGCGAACGCAAGAACUGGCUCAGCUGAUGUCGAACGAAAACCGCUUGCUGAAGUCCAGCUUGGAUAUGCGGAAGGCAGAAUUGACUCAACUGCGUCAGUCACAUUUGCGACAGCAGCAGGAACUACAGGCAUUUCAAGUCGAAAAUCUGAAGCUACGUGAAAGUCAAGAUACAGCAAUUGAGGAGCUUCAGGCCAAAUUUCAACAGGAGCGCGCGGAGGCUAAUUCACGGAUCGCGUCAUACGAGGCCCAACUUCAACGUCAGUCACAUGAGUUCGAAUUAGAAAAACAGGAACUGUCGCGUACCCUCGCAGAAGUCAAAGGUGAAUUGGCUUCCCGAAUGGACAGAGAAAAGCGGCUUUCGGAGAUUAUUUCAAGCUUGGAAUAUCAAUUUGCAGAAUUGAACGCUGAGAAACAACGUCUCUUGGAGAAAGUGAAAAGCGUCAAAGCUGCGAAUGAAAGUUCGAACAGUGAACUUCUUAUUCAGGUGGCAAAUCUGUCCAAUGAGUUGACACGCACAACAUCCGAGCUGCACAAGACUCAACAACGCGCGGAUGCCGCGACUGCCGAACUGGAACACCUCAAGGCAGGUUCGGUACAACCGCAUCUCCUGGAAGCCCGUGCAACUGCUGCAACUCAAACUGUUAGUGGAGACUGUCGGUUAAAGAAUACGCAAGACACCGAGUCUCACAAACUGGUGGAAGAGUUGCGGGCAGAGCUGGUGACCACUAUGCGUGAACUGAAAUCCACAAAGAAUGAUCUUGCUGCCUCGAUGACUUUACAAGAAGCCACUCAAUUGGAACUAGAGCACUACAAGUCUACUCUUAUGCAUACGGAGGAGCUUUUGGCCAAGCUUCAGGUGAUGGUGGAAGAGUCCGAGUCCAGGUGGCGGAAACUUUUGUCCGACUCGGAGUCUGAGCGUGACCGACUGCGAAAACAGCUUGCACUGGCUCUUUCUAAAACCGCACACAUGGCCGAGCGGUUGGAACGAACUGAACAAAAGCUGGGCGUGCAGCGGCGACAGAGCGGUCGACCUCAGAAACGGGCAUCGAAAAACUCAAGGACGCCAACCUCACCGUGGUCUGAAUCACCAACUCUUCAGAUAUCAAUCAACGAGGAUGGUUGCGUCACCCCCGAACCGCCUAAAAACUCCAAAACAAUCGACAUGUGCAAUAUAUGCCCAAAUGCUCCCGAACAAGACUCGUCGCCAGAAUGUAAAGAGGUGGAGGGUUCGUGGCUUGAGUUAACUCAUCCCCCAAACAACACGUUGCCUCCGUCUCCGCGGGAUCCACGACUGUGUCCAGACAGUUUGUUUCGUGUUCAUGCACGUUCAGUUUCGGGUGCUCAUUGGUCCUCUGAAGUCAAACCUAUCAAGACCUCUCAGUUGGGUGGUCCGGAUGGUGAAUCAAACGACGAAGACGACUUCGAUGCAGUACUCGUUGACGAUACCGAUCUACACGUACCGGACGAUAUCUGGGAAAACACGACGUCAACCACCAUAUCUGGGAACUUUGGCAGCGAUCAGGCAACCACGCUGGAAACUCAGACCACACAUCCCAACAUUCUGCAGGCACUUCUUCCGGAAAAUCAGACCUAACAACAGUGCGCUCCUUUGGCUUUCAGGGUGUAUCCUACUCAAACACUGUUUUGCUUCUUAUCGUUCUUCACACGUAGUUUUCGAACAUUGUUUUUUCUCUGUUCGCUAGUCAUUUGAAGUUGAAUCUUGUGAGCUUUUUCCGUUACUUAUCGCCGUUAUACCUGUACCAUCGCUACCAGUUUAGUGUUUGACUGCGCCAUGACAAGCGACCAAAACGGUUCACUUUACUGGUUUGUGGUGAUUAGCAGCGGAUGGGAUGGGCAGGGUGUCAGUCUGCAUCCUAUCCCUCUCUCUCUCUCUCUAUUGGUCACUGUGAUUGCCUGGCACAACAUGACGUGUAUGUGUGACCCACUGCUUAUCCAUGUGUUAUUUUUAUCUUGCGGAAACAACGUAAAAGAAGAGCCCUCCUGUGUAACGUGGAUGAACUACCUGUUCGUUUUUUCGUCCUUCAUUUCCUCCAGUGUUCUUGUUUGACUUCCGCUACAUUAAAAAGAUUUUAUCCAAG
Messenger RNA from Opisthorchis viverrini, 5740 nucleotides. RefSeq lists its product as hypothetical. NCBI's taxonomy places the organism in Eukaryota, Metazoa, Platyhelminthes, Trematoda, Opisthorchiida, Opisthorchiidae. The record is from RefSeq and is a predicted model, not a curated record. The transcript has 27 exons. Bases 1 to 5235 code for a protein of 1744 amino acids.